GGCACAACAAACAUUAACUUUGAAUUUUGUAAUUUAAAAAUAACGAAGGAAUUACAGAGCCAAAUCCGGGUUUCUCGGAUUUUGGUCUAAGAUUGUGAUGUGUUAUUUCAUUGGUGAGAAUCUCAUAACAAAUAAUUAAUCAAUCAAUUUAAUUAAUCCCUAGUGUUUUGGGAUUCACAAGGUUGUUUCCCCAGGAAUUCAUAGAGAGGAAGGCAUAUCCAUCAAUCUCUGUGAAAAAAUGGGGAUGAAGAGCAACUCCAAUUCAACCUCAAAAUCUGAUAACAAUGCCAAUGACAACAAAAACACCACACGUGUGGUGUUAAAUGUCUACGAUCUCACCCCUCUCAACAAUUACCUUUAUUGGUUUGGAUUUGGAAUUUUUCACUCUGGCAUUGAAGUACAUGGAAAGGAGUAUGGAUUUGGUGCCCAUGACUUCCCAGCAAGUGGAGUGUUUGAAGUGGAGCCAAGGAAGUGCCCUGGAUUUGUAUACAGAUGUUCUGUUACUUUGGGAAAAAUAAAUAUGAAUCCUUCAGAGUUUCGGACCUUGAUUGAGAACAUGGCUAAUGAGUAUCAUGGAGACACCUAUCACCUUAUAUCUAAGAACUGCAAUCAUUUUACGGAUGAUAUUUCGCAUAGAUUGAGUGGAAAACGGAUCCCAGGUUGGGUGAAUCGCCUUGCCAGGCUAGGUUCACUGUGCAGCUGUCUACUUCCUGAAUGUGUUCAAGUAACUACCGUUAAACAGCUACCUGAAUACCAUGAUUGUUCAGAAGAUGAAAUUACUGAGUCUCUUUCAACUGCCUCUCCUAGUGGAUCAGCAUCAGGACUAGAUCAUGAUGAGCAAGAAAAACGCCUUCUGUCACCUAUGGCUGGUAGAACAGAUAACUUCUCUUUUGUUAAAGAGGCCCCAAAACAUGAAUGUGUUGGAGGGGAGAAAACACUUGGAUAGUUCAUCUAUUUUGCAGGCUCCUUGAUGCUCAAAAUUUCUCAUUUUUCAAUGGCUUUCUGCAUUCAUUGGUUCAUUUAGUGCCUUAAGGUUUGUGUCAGGUUCAUCCUAGAUAUAAGUAUCAAUGGUUGUGUAUGGGGGAUUAGUUUUUCACGUGUCAGGGUUUUUAUUUCUGGAGGGAUUGUUGGGGCUCUUAACCAUGUAAAUUACUUCCACAUUUGGAAACUUUUUUGAGUAAUGAAAGAUACUUUAAGAGUGUAUAAACCUGAUCUUUUGGGGGGAUUCAAGCUAAAAGCCAUUUGUGAAAUUAAGUCAGGUAACUAAU
Molecule: messenger RNA, 1268 nt
Organism: Cajanus cajan (pigeon pea)
Lineage: Eukaryota; Viridiplantae; Streptophyta; Magnoliopsida; Fabales; Fabaceae
Product: deSI-like protein At4g17486
Biological process (GO): protein deubiquitination
Molecular function (GO): deubiquitinase activity
Source: RefSeq, a predicted model, not a curated record